Molecule: messenger RNA, 2028 nt
Organism: Penicillium salamii
Lineage: Eukaryota; Fungi; Ascomycota; Eurotiomycetes; Eurotiales; Aspergillaceae
Source: the annotation of a GenBank genome assembly
AUGGCUCAACAUCAAUCUUUCUCACUGCUCGACGCAAGCAUCCCAGAGCUCCAAUCCGCUCUCACAGCAGGCUCACUGUCCAGCGUCGAGUUGGUAUUCAAAUACCUCCGAAGAAUCAGCUACUACGACGCAAGUGGUCUCAAACUAAGCUCAAUCCCAAUACUCAAUCCAUCCGCAAUCGAUGAUGCAGCAGCCUCAGACGCAAGACGCGCAGCAGGUCUACCACCAAGGCCCUUAGAAGGCAUCCCAUACCUCGCGAAAGACAGUAUCAAAGUCAAAGGAAUGACUGUCGCAAGCGGAUCACCAGCAUUCGAAACCCUCAUUGCAAACGAGGACGCAGCAUGUAUCCAGAUUCUCCGGGACGCAGGUGCCAUUCUUCUCGGCCGCACCAAUAUGCCUGCAAUGGCCUACGGUGGGAUGCAGCGCGGCUGUUAUGGCCGUGCCGAAAGUCCCUAUAAUGCCGACUACUUGGCUGCUGCGUAUGCGUCUGGAUCAUCGAAUGGGUCGGCGGUGGCGACAGCUGCCAAUUUCUGUGCUUUUUCACUAGGCAGCGAGACUGUUUCGUCGGGUCGUUCGCCAGCAUCGAAUAAUUCGGUCGUGGCUUACACGCCUUCCAAGGGUCUACUUCCUCUCCGGGGUGUUUGGCCUCUCUAUGCUACUUGUGAUGUCUUGGUCCCGCAUACCAGAACCGUCGGGGAUCUGCUCCAUAUCCUAGAUGUCCUGGCUGUGUCUGAUCCCACCCCAAAAGGCGAUUUCUAUCAAGAGCAGAAACUUGUCUCUCUCCCUUCAAUCGACACAAUCCGACCAAAGUCAUUCGCCUCACUCCGCGACAGCAAUUCUCUACGCGGGAAGCGUAUCGCCGUACCAUCCAUGUACAUCGGUGGCGACCAGUCCUCCCUCAACACCGCCAGUCAAUUGAAAACCAGACCUUCAAUCAUCAGCCUCUGGCAACAAGCCCGAUCAAUCCUCGAGUCCCUCGGUGCCAAAGUCGUGGAAACAGACUUCCCACUCGUGACGACAUACGAAUCAAACGCACACACCGGCCAACUGGUAACCAUAGCAGGUCUACCAGAAGGCUGGUCAUCAAUGGAGCGAAGCGAGCUAGUCGCGCACAUCUGGGAUGAUUUCCUAAUUUCCAACGGACAGGAAGGUCUCAAUUCUCUUUCACAAGUCGAUCCAUCUACCAUUUUCCCACUUGCGCCUGGGUCUUUGAAAGGCGCGCCUGAUGCAGCGAAUGCCCUGCGGUGGGAUGAGAUGGUUCAAUAUCCGCUUCAGAGGCCGGAUUCUAUCUUUGAUAUUCCGGGUCUGGGGCAGGGGAUUCGGGCAUUGGAAAAUGCGCGUGUGGAGACAUUUGAGAAGUGGAUGGAUGGGCUGGGACUUGAUGCUGUGGUUUUCCCGGCGAAUGGGGAUGUCGGUGCUGCGGACUCGGAUUGUAAUGAGGUUGCUUCGCGCUUUGCGUGGAGUAAUGGGGUGAAAUACUCUAAUGGCAAUAGGCCUAUUCGUCAUUUGGGUGUGCCUACUGUUUCAGUGCCGAUGGGUUUGAUGGAGGAUAUUGGGAUGCCUGUUAAUCUGACUUUUGCUGGCAAGGCUUAUGAUGAUAACAGUCUGCUGAAGUAUGGAUUUGCCUUUGAGGAGGCGAUGAAGGGCCGUGUCCAGCCUUCUUCUGUACCUGCACUUGACUCUGAUUUUGUGGCUGCUCGUGGAUCUCGCUCAUUGGAUAUGCCGGUGGCUGAAUUGAUGGUGCAGACUCAGUCGAAGAAGAUUGAAGACUCGAAGGUUGUGAUUCAGAUCGAGGGUUCUGUCGUGCCUGAUGAUGUCGAGCUGGAUUCAUUGUCCUGCUUUGUCAAUGGUGAACCUUUCAAUGCUGUCUCUGAUGGUGAUCGAUGGUUUGUUGUUGCAUCUUAUCCUGUUUCUGAUCGUGAUCAAACCUGGGAGAGAUGGUCCAGUCCUGGUUUGACCCAAACCAUUGUGGUCAUAACCGCGCGUACAAAGUCGGGCUUCACAACUGGAAAGUUGAUAUUGUUGUAG